AUGCCAUAUGCCUACGUGCGUGCAGCGGCGGCAGGCUCGCAGUACUCUCCUGCUGACAGCGUCACUGUCGUCGUCGGUGACCCCUGGCCCGGCGGCGCGCGCGCGCAGCUGCGGCUGCCGUAUGUGGCGGGGUGCGAGGAGCUUGUGGCGGGCGAGAGCGCAGAAUUGAUGGUGCUCUGCCGCGACGGCGCCUUCACCAAUUUCAAGGUCGUGCGAGAGGUGUACUUCCCCCAGUCCGGCCUGUGGCUGGCGGACUAUCCAUUCGUGAACCGGGACGUGUUUUUGGACAUAUCGCUGGCAGUGGAGCGCGGACGGCAGCUGCAGCAGGACGGGCAGCAGCAGCAGCAGCGACAGCAGCAGCAGCAGCCCCCUGGCGGCUGGGGCGCGCCGUUUGAGGCGGCCGCGUGGCCGGCCGGCGAGGGGUGGCCGGCGGGUGGGGUAGGGGUGGAGCGGGAGCAGCAGGCGCAGCAGGGCAGCGGGGACGUCCUGUAUGCCAGCUACCGGCCAUAUACUCCAGAUGAAUACGAGGGUGGCGAGCCGCAAGCAGCGGCGGAGCAGGCAGGCCCUUCGCCGUACGGCGGCGUCGAGGCGCAAUGGGAAGGGUACCGGCUUGCGCCAGAGGGCGGGGGCGAGGGCGGGAGCGACGGUGCCGCCCCCGCAGGGGCGGCGGGCACGGCGGCGGGCGGCGCGAGCGGCAGCAGUCAAGGCGGAGCGCUCGCAGGAUCAGACGUGCCGUCCGUUGGCGUCGGGUGGGACACCAACGCCGUCGCAGGAGGAUACAGCAGCGCUGGCUGGUCGGCAGCGGCAGCUGGCCAGGGUGGUGUGUCACAGGAAUACUAUAUAAACAGCGAAGGGUAUGCAGUCCCAUUCGGCAGCCAAGAAGCCACCCCUAGCGACAACAGCAACAGCAACAGCAGCAGCAGCAGCAGCACAACCGCUGUCGGCAGCAACAGCAGCAACAGCAGCAGCAGAAGGAAUGGCACCUGGGCGGCCGGCGGCGGAGCAGGCACCAGCAAUGGUUUUUCGGAGGGCUCGGGCGCUGGGUUCGUGGUGGGCCUGGCCUUCUGGCCGGGUGGCACGUCAGCGGACUGGGGAGAUCCCGACACAGGUCUGCAGCCAUGCAACGAGACGCACCGCGCCAAUCUGACUGCAAUGGGCGUGCAUUUCUCUGCGUACAGUGCGCGCAUAGACCGCCUGAGCGUCUUCAAGACUACGUUUCCAGAGGAGCUGUCGCUCACGGCAGACGCCUUGCCGGACACGCCGCUGGUCAUCUCUGUCGUCGCAUUCAGGGGCCUCGUGCGAUCUGAGGCGCGUUACGUAGUCAGCGGCGCUCCCGCACUCACACGCGGCAUGGGCUUCGUAUCGACGCUGUCGCUCAUGUCAAAGUUUGAGCUUGGCGUGCUCAAGUACCUGCAGUUUUACAACCUCACAUGCAAUGACUGCGGCGGCUGGAAGAGCAACCGCUGCAUCAACGGCACAUCCUGCACACUGCCAGUCUCAAACUGCACGUGCGCCGACGCUACGCCGGCCUCUGUGCCAGCCUCGCCGUCACCCUCGCCGUCGCCCUCGACCUCGCCGGCAGCAGAUGGGACGGCCAGCGGCGGCUCCACGGCUGGGGCGUCCUCGCGGCGGCUACUGCAAAACACUACCACAGACGCAGGGACAUGCAACUAUACAUCCUUCUCUUAUUGCGCUGUGUCGGUCAAUUUUGCGUAUGAAGGGCUUGACGUUGGAGGGGCUGCAUUCUCAACCGCCGCUCAGGUGCGGAAGCUCAAUAGCUACAGCCUCGUCUCCCUGUUUGCCAAGGGAAAGUCUCUGUUCUUCGACUUUACGGACAAGUACGACAACACCAUGACGGACUACUGGGGCAAGUUUGGCCAGGCGCAGCAGGACGUGGUGGCCGCGUACUCUGGCAAUGCAGAGGCCGGGCGCACCGUCGGCACGGCGUAG
Messenger RNA from Monoraphidium neglectum, 1950 nucleotides. RefSeq lists its product as hypothetical. The record is from RefSeq and is a predicted model, not a curated record. Bases 1 to 1950 code for a protein of 649 amino acids. The transcript is spliced from 10 exons. NCBI's taxonomy places the organism in Eukaryota, Viridiplantae, Chlorophyta, Chlorophyceae, Sphaeropleales, Selenastraceae.